Molecule: messenger RNA, 2151 nt
Organism: Stegodyphus dumicola
Lineage: Eukaryota; Metazoa; Arthropoda; Arachnida; Araneae; Eresidae
Source: RefSeq, a predicted model, not a curated record
AUGUCUCAACAUCGUUGUCAUUAUUGCCAGUUAUUGCAUAAUAGUACUCUGUGUGAAAAUCAGUUAAAAAGUUAUUCCACAUCUGUGUCUCUUUCUGAGACCAGUUUUCAGUCAGAACAGCAAAGAAAGAAUCCAGCCGCGAAUGAAAUACCAAACAUUGCGUCUACGAAUGAAAACAAAAACGGAACUGUAAUUCAAAAUAAUAGCGUUCAAACAACUUUUGGCUUAUUGCCAACUGCAUAUGUAAAUGUAAUUGAUUCGAUGGGUCAAAAACGUAAUAUUAGAAUGCUUUGUGAUAGUGGUUCCGAAUCAACAUUAUUAUCUGAAUCUUGUAUUAAUUUAUUGGGAUUUAAAAGAAAAAAUGCGCGUUUUCCUGUCAAGGGUUUAGCUGAGUCAGAAGUCGCAGUUACAAAAGGUUGCGUUGAAAUCGAGUUGAUGUCAAUCCAUGAUGCAUCAGUGAGAAUGCCAAUUAAGGCAUUUGUAUUAGAUAAACUAACUGCUGCGCUUCCAAGCCAAAAAAUAAAUGAGAAAGACUUUUCGCAUUUGAAAAAUGUAAAGUUAGCUGAUCCAUAUUUUCACAUUCCGGAUAAGAUAGAUAUUAUUCUAGGAUCUGACUACUUGUUUUCUAUUUUACUUCCUGGACAAAUAACUUGUUCUCAAAGUGAUUUAAUUGCUCAAAACUCAAUUUUUGGUUUCCUCAUAUCCGGAAAACUACCAGAAUCUCAAACGAAAUCAAAUUCACUUUCAAACAUGCAUAUUUAUGAAAUAAAUAUUGACAGCGAAUUGAAAAGGUUUUGGGAGUUAGAAGAAGUACCAAAUUCAACUGACACUGUAUUAUCACCUGAAGAACAAUUUGUUGAAACACAUUUUCGGGAAAAUUACUCAAUUAAUUCAGAUGGUCGUUUUGUGGUGAAGUUGCCAUUUUUAAAAUCUAAAUCUGAAUUAGGUAAUUCAAAACCAGCUGCACUUUCUCGAUUAUAUGCUAUGGAACGUAAAUUUAAGGAAAACUCGGAAUUUGAAAACCAAUACAAGGAUUUUAUGCAUGAAUAUGAAAAUUUAGGUCAUAUGGAAUUGGUCACACAAAACUGUUUAAAUAGAUUUCAGAAUGAGCAAUAUUUCCUUCCCCAUCAUGCAGUGAUCAAGCCGUCUAGUACAACUACUAAAUUAAGAGUCGUUUUCGACGCUUCAUGUAAAACUUCCAACGGUAAAUCAUUGAAUUCAAUCUUGGGUGUUGGUCCUAAAUUGCAACGAGACAUUUUCGAAAUUUUACUUAAUUUUCGAUUUCCGGAAAUAGUCUUUUCAGCAGACAUAGAGAAAAUGUACCGUCAAGUUUUAGUGUCCGAUGAGGAUCGGAACUACCAACAAAUUCUUUGGAGGUUUAAUCCUAACGAAGAAAUACGCACAUACAAGUUAAACACCGUAACAUAUGGUUUAGCUCCAGCUUCUUUCCUAGCCACUAGGUGCAUUAAGCAAAUUGCACUAGAUUAUUCACAAAAUAGUGCUGUUUCUCAUACUUUACUACACGAUGUAUACAUGGAUGAUUUGCUAUCGGGUUCAAGUACCGAUAGUGAUGCAAUAUCACUUUGUAAGGAAAUUACCAAUAUUUUACAAACACACGGUUUCCACCUACGAAAGUGGAAUUCUAAUUCAAAUGCAUUUCUUGCAGAAUUUCAAGAACAUUGUUCAACGGACACUAAUUUAGAAAUAAUUCCUAAUGAUAAGGAAAGCACGAAAGUCUUAGGAUUAUUUUGGAACUCUUCAACAGACACAUUCAUUUUCAAACCCGCACUUGCACUCACCUCACCGCUGACAAAAAGACACAUUUUGUCCCAAUCGGCACGCAUUUUCGAUCCAUUAGGAUUAAUUUCACCAUGUACUGUUGUAAUGAAAAUUUUUUAUCAGAAGCUCUGGCUUACAAAAGGGGACUGGGAUUCUCCUAUUCCACAAAGUCUUGCUGAAGAUUUGUUUAAAUUUCAGAAAUCUUUCAAUGCAGUUGAACAUUUUACCGUUCCUAGAGGUGUCACGCUUAUUUCCUCUGACACAUUUGAAUUGCACGGCUUUUGCGACGCGUCAACACUUGCUUACGCUGCUGCAAUAUAUUGCAAACAAAUACACGGAAAUGAAAUAAAGGUUUUCUCUCUUAGUUUCUAA